Molecule: messenger RNA, 622 nt
Organism: Zingiber officinale
Lineage: Eukaryota; Viridiplantae; Streptophyta; Magnoliopsida; Zingiberales; Zingiberaceae
Product: thioredoxin H-type-like
Exons: 3
Coding region: 118-459 (113 amino acids)
Source: RefSeq, a predicted model, not a curated record
GCCUUUAUAAAUAUCGUCGCCCAAAGGCCCCUUAUCCGUCUCGUCUCGGAACAAGAGUUUUGUCGGCGCGAGCCCUAAUUUUAUUUCGAGCGCAGAAAUCAAAUCGAAGCAGAUCAAAUGGCGGAGGGAGUAGUGAUCGCAUGCCAUACCGUCGAUGAGUGGAAGCAGCAAAUCCAGAUCUCCUUGGAGUCCAAAAAGCUGGUGGCGGUUGAUUUUACUGCUUCAUGGUGCGGACCUUGCAGAUUUAUGGCUCCCGUCUUUGCUGAGUUAGCUAAAAAAUUCACAGAUGUUAUUUUUCUGAAGGUGGAUGUUGAUGAGUUGGAGCCCGUCUCACAGGAGUGGAAAGUAGAAGCAAUGCCAACUUUCAUUUUCAUCAAGGAGGGAAUCGAAGUGGACAGACUUGUUGGUGCCAAUAAAGAUGCAUUGCCGAAGAAAGUUGAAUUGCUCGCGGCAAUUUAAUGUUUGGAUCAUCUUGCUGCUUUGCGUCUUAUGGCUAUACCUACAUCCUUAAGAUUUUCAAUUACGAUCUAUGAAAUCCUUUAUGUUGUGGGUUGUUGUCUUAGUUUGCAAAACCUUCUGUGAUUUUAUUAGAAAAUAAAGACUUGAAGUGUUUGAAGCUAAA